Molecule: messenger RNA, 638 nt
Organism: Argiope bruennichi
Lineage: Eukaryota; Metazoa; Arthropoda; Arachnida; Araneae; Araneidae
Exons: 4
Coding region: 45-479 (144 amino acids)
Source: RefSeq, a predicted model, not a curated record
CAAAUAUGUCUCUAUUAUAAGGUGAUUCGUAGUCUGAGAAAAUCAUGUCAACUGCAGUUUGGUUCUUCAGGACUGGGUUGGUAGUAGCUCUGUUUCUGGGUUCUAGCUGUUCUUCUUACUGUUUCUUUGAAAUUUCAUGUCCCUGUGAUUCUAGUAUUACCGACUAUACAGUUUGUAUUAAAAAAGACUUAUCCACUGAGUACUCAUGCAAAAGAUGGGUCAACUGUCCAACUUGUACAUUUAACAGCACGGAGUGUGAGAUGUGUCCGCCCGGUCGCUUUGGAUCUAACUGUGCAAAAGGAGACAAGAAAAUUUAUGCAGACCUUGGCAUAAUUGAUGCUGGAAACAGAAAAAAUCUUUAUGUACGCAAGAAUGCUGCAAACCAAUUUUGUUCGCAGCCCCUCAUUGUUUAUGUGUUUACAUUUUUCAUUCUCUCUUUGGUAAUAUUCUUUUAUAAUAUGCUACAGAUUUAUUCUUAAUUUUUAAAACCUCGCACGCAAGCGCAUACGUUGAUAGUUAUUGAUGUUGGCCUACAUGUUUUAGAAACGCAAAUAAAUUUGUUAAAGAUUAUGGAUUUCAAGUAAUACAUAAUGAAUUAAUUUUUUAUAAUAAAGCUUCAAUUUGUUUUUGAUCCUCUA